AUGCCGAUGAAGAUGGAGAUUGAUCUGGAUCUGGAGGAGGAUGUUGGUUAUUAUGAGCAGACAAUAUUUUCGCAGGUCUCGGAGGAAGCCGAUAACCUGGAGAAUGCCGACGUCCAGGAAACAAGUGCACAUGAAUCAGAACACGUAGAAUCAGUGCGACUGGACGAAAAGUUCAGCUUAUCGGAUGUUUAUGUUAAUGAGAAAGAGGCAUACGAGGCUUAUCGUAAGUAUGGAUAUAAUCUUGGUUUUAGUGUUUGUAAGGAUCAUCACAGUUACUGGCCAAAUUCCAGAAAUUUAAAAUCCAUGGACUUUGUUUGUUCAAAAGCUGGUUUCAAGAAGUUGCAUGAUCUUAAUAUCCAAAGGAAAUAUCAAAGAUCAGAUACCCGAAUUGGUUGUCCAGUUAUGAUUAAGUUUACAGUGGAUGAAGGUGGAUAUUGGAAGGUGAAAAAAUUUAUUGAAAAUCACAAUCAUGAUUUGCCUAGGCCAGAAGACCGGCAUCUUUUUAGAUAA
Dendrobium catenatum is the source of this 510-nucleotide messenger RNA. RefSeq names its product protein FAR1-RELATED SEQUENCE 5-like. The transcript is spliced from 2 exons. NCBI's taxonomy places the organism in Eukaryota, Viridiplantae, Streptophyta, Magnoliopsida, Asparagales, Orchidaceae. Bases 1 to 510 code for a protein of 169 amino acids. The record is from RefSeq and is a predicted model, not a curated record.